Messenger RNA from Micromonas commoda, 1973 nucleotides. RefSeq lists its product with no specific name. Lineage: Eukaryota; Viridiplantae; Chlorophyta; Mamiellophyceae; Mamiellales; Mamiellaceae. Bases 1 to 1713 code for a protein of 570 amino acids. The record is from RefSeq and is a predicted model, not a curated record. Gene Ontology annotation, molecular function: oxidoreductase activity, acting on the CH-OH group of donors, NAD or NADP as acceptor. The transcript has 2 exons.
AUGACGGGCACCGUCACCCGCACCGAGGCGGUCGCGUGCGACCGCGGAGAUCUCUCCACCGGCAUCGUGCACUUCGGCGUCGGCGGUUUCCACCGCUCGCAUCAGCAGGCGUACACCGACGACCUCCUGCGUCAGGACUUUGACGCGGCGAAGGACUGGUGCUACACCGGCGUGGGCGUCCUCGAGUGGGACGCCAAGAUGCGCGACUACCUCAAGAACAACGACUGGCGCUACCCCAUCGUCGCGCGCGAGGGCACCGACGUCGACGCCAUGGACAUGCACGUCCACGAGGUUUGCACCCUCCGCGACAUGCUCCUGUCCUUUGAAGAUCCCGCCGCCGUGGUCAGGCUCCUCGCGGCGCCCUCCACCAAGAUCGUCUCGCUGACCAUCACCGAGUACGGCUACCGCGUCCCCCUCAACGAGGGCGACCACAAGCUCCUCGAGCUCGCCAACCAGGGCGUCCUCGACGACCCCGAGCUCUCCAUGCCCGAGUCCAUCGACGCCGCGUGCGCGAAAGCCACGGUUUUUGGCCUCAUCCUCGCCGCGCUCGCGGCGCGUCACCGCCUCGGCCGCCGGCCCUUCACCGUGAUGUCCUGCGACAACCUUCCCCACAACGGCGAGGUGGCCAAGAGGCGCGUCAUCAACGCCGCGCGAGACGCCCCCGAGUGCGACGAAUCGCUGUGCGCGUGGCUCGAGGAUGAGGUCAAGUACCCGAGCACCAUGGUGGACCGCAUCACCCCCGCGACGUCCCCUGCGGACAUCGCCGACCUCAAGGAGCGCGCCGGCAUCGACGACGCGUGGCCGGUGAUGUGCGAGCCGUACAAGCACUGGGUCAUCGAGGAUGAUUUCGUCGACGGCGCGAGGCCCGCGUGGGAGCGAGUGGGCGCGCUGCUCGUGCCCGACGUGCGACCGCACGAGCUCAUGAAGGUUCGCCUCCUCAACGUCACGCACAGCGCCAUGUGCUACGUCGGCGCGCUCGCGGGACUGACGCACGUCCACGAGGCUGUCACGCACAAGAUGAUCAAGCCCUUCCUCAGGCGGCUGAUGACGGAGGAGAUCGCGGCUUCGCUCGUCGCGGAUCCCACCAUGCCCGGCGAACUCCUCGCCGUGCUGGACGAGUACGUCGACCUGGUGCUCUCGCGGUUCGAGAACGUCGCCGUCAAGGACACCUUGGACCGCGUCGCCAUGGACGGCAGCGAAAAGUUCAGGGUGCAGGGCCGCGAGGUGAUCAUGGAGAGGCUGGCGCGCGAGGGGACGGUGCGAGGUUUCGCGUUGUACGUCGCGGCGUGGGCGCACUUUCUCCGGCAAAAAGUGCGGGACGGCGAGAAGAUCAAGGACGCCUCCGCCGGGCUCGUCACGGCGCCGUGGGAGAUGGACAAGGAGAACAUCGGGGCCAUCGGGGCCACGGUUGGUCUGGAGGCUUUCCUCGACAUCGAGGAAAUCUUCGGCGUGCUCGCGCGCCACGAGGGCUGGCGCGAAGCCGUCAAGCGGGAGUUCCUCGACAUCGACCAGGCGGGUCUGGAGGCGACGCUGCUGGGCGCCAUCUUCGGCGUGGGUCACAACAGCAACGCGGAUCUGUCCAGCCUGGAGCGCGCGAGGGAGAGGGCGAGCGGGACGUUUGCGCUGGACGAGACGUGCGUGGCGGAUACCAUCGAGACGGAUGAGUGGCGCGCGGACGACGAGGCGGCGGUUUUCGUCUCGCUCGAGGCGUGAUUCUCGUUCGACUUGACUCGAGGGGCCUUCGAGUGCACCUGCGACGCAUCGACGAUACGAUGAUGGGGGGCGACGCGACGCGGACACAAAGCCUGUCCGGCGGCUGUCGUCACCCCACCGGGGCUAUACGCAUACAAAACGAUCCGAACGAGCGAUCGACGAUUUACUACUGUACCUAUGGAUGGGAUAUUACCCUUACCACACGAUUCUUUUUAGAACACGAAGUUUUGAAUUCAAAUUGCACUGCUGCAUUCUUCACA